Peronospora matthiolae is the source of this 228-nucleotide messenger RNA. Lineage: Eukaryota; Oomycota; Peronosporomycetes; Peronosporales; Peronosporaceae. The record is from the annotation of a GenBank genome assembly.
AUGAUCCGAGUCCUGCCAACUGUCGUGUGCUUCAAAGACGGCGUGGCCUUUCCAACUCGCGUCAUUGGUUUUGACGGACUUAUGAACAAUGACGACAAUGCUGAAGUGUUGAAAAUUGGUUGUCCCAUGAACCGCCAUGCCCCAUUUGGCGACAACUUUCCUACUGCUGCCCUCGCCCGUAAAUUAGUGGAGAUUGGCGCUAUUCGUGAACAUAGCGACAGCGAGUAG